AUGGUUUCUACGAAUGAGCAUCUUGUCGGCGUCACUGGUGAUGAUCAUGAGCGUUUCCUGCUCAGGAUCAAGAACCGUUUUGACCGUGUUGGCUUGGAGCUUCCAACGAUAGAGGUGCGUGCCGAGGGGCUUGCGGUGGAGGCAGAGGCGUACACUUGGAGAUCACCGGCAGCACCCACAGUCUUCACCUCCAUGGGCAACACACUUCUGGCCCUUGCAAACGCUAUGCAUGUGUUACCAAUUACCUGGAAGACCAAGUAUACCAUCCUGCAUGAGACUAAUGCCAUCAUCAAGCCAUGCAGGAUGACUUUACUUUUAGGUUCUGCGGGAUCAGGAAAAAGCACAUUGCUGAAAGCCUUGUCUGGAAAGUUAGAUCGAAGGCUGCAGGUGUCAGGGAGAGUCACCUACAAUGGCCAUGGGAUGGAACAGUUUGUUCCGGAGAGGACAGCAGCAUACAUUAGUCAGGAAGACCUUCACGCCGGGGAGAUGACCGUGAGGGAGACUCUGGCUUUCUCGGCGAGGUGUCUAGGCACUGGUGACCGCCAAGAUUUGCUGAAUGAGCUGACGAGGAGAGAGAAGGAAGCAAAUGUCACACCAGAACAUGACAUAGACAUGUUCAUGAAGGAAUCUGCAAAUGGAGGCGAGAGCAAAAUAGUAAUAAACUAUAUAAUGCAGAUCUUAGGACUACAUAUCUGUGCAGAUACGUUGGUUGGAAAUGAUAUGGCUAGAGGCAUAUCUGGUGGGCAAAGGAAACGUGUCACUAUAGGGGAAAUACUCAUUGGUCCGGCAAGAGCCCUAUUCAUGGAUGAUAUCUCGACUGGGCUUGACAGCUCAACUGCAUUCCAGAUAGUGAAUUUUCUACGGCAAAUGGUUCACAUCCUUGGGGAAACAGCUGUAAUCUCUCUACUUCAACCAUCACAUGAAAUGUAUGACCUUUUUGAUGAUAUCAUCUUCCUCUCAGAAGGACAUAUUGUGUAUCAAGGCCCCAAGGAGAAAGCUGUUGAUUUCUUUGAGUCACUGGGCUUCAUAUGUCCUCACAGAAAAGCUAUUGCUGACUUUUUAUUAGAAGUGACCUCAAGAAAAGAUCAGCAGCAAUACUGGUCAAGGGAAGAUGAACCUUAUCGGUACUUCACAGUGGAACGAUUUUCCGAGGCCUUUCAUACUGGCCAGACCAUUACAAAGGUUCUUGAAGUACCACUAGAGAGGAAUCUGAGCUCUUUAUCUGCUCUAGAAACUUCAAAGUAUGGUGUGAGAAAAAGGAAGUUGGUCAAAGCCAUAUUUUCUAGAGAAUUCCGUCUUUUGAGGAGGAAUCCAUCCGUCUACAUAGUAAAUUGUGUGAAUCUCACGGUGUUAUCAUUCGUCGCAAUGACCGUAUUCUGGCACAAUAAUAUGCGCCAUGACUCAGUGGAUGAUGGUGGGAUAUAUUUGGGGGUUUUAUUCUUCUUUAUGGCCGAAACCAUGUUCAGUAAUAUGUGUGAUCUUGGUGGAACAAUCAUGAAAUUGCCACUUUUCUUCACGCAAAGAGAUGUUUUCUAUCCAGCGUGGGCUUAUACUUUUCCUACAUGGAUUCUUAAGAUUCCUAUUACACUUAUCCAAGUCACAAUCUGGGUUACUAUGACAUACUACCCAAUUGGAUUUGACCGAAAUAUUGGGAGGCUUGCCAAGCACUACUUCUUGCUGCUAGCACUCAGUCAGAUGUCAUCUUCCCUCUUCCGUUUGGUUGCUGGAGUCACAAGAAACAUGUUUGCAGCAAAAAUAUUUGGAACUUUCACAAUGCUUCUUCUUCUGCUCUUAAGCGGAUUUGUAGUUUCAAGCAAAAAUCUAAAUAAGUUUUGGAUGCUUGGCUACUGGAUCUCACCAUUGAUGUAUGCACAGAAUGCCAUUUCAACAAAUGAAUUUACUGCUCACAGCUGGAGUAAAGUACUUCCUGGAUCGUCAGAAUCAUUAGGAGCUAGUGUCUUAGAAUCUCGUGGGCUAUUUUUAGAAACAAAGUGGUAUUGGGUUGGCUUAGGUGCACUGGUUGGAUACACAUUUCUCUUCAACUGCCUCUACACUGUGGCUUUGGCAUGCUUCAAAUCACCUGGUAGAACCUUUUUGUUAGGAGGUCCAAAGAGUUCUGUAAGCAGAAGGGCAACACUUCCAUUUAUGCCACUCUCACUUACCUUUAACGACAUAAGAUAUUCAGUUGACAUGCCAAAGGAAAAAAAAGUGUGUGCUGGGACAGAAGAUCGAUUGGAGAUACUGAAGGGUGUGAGUGGUGCCUUCAGGCCAGGUGUGUUGACUGCAUUGAUGGGCUUCAGUGGUGCUGGCAAGACCACGCUGAUGGAUGUUUUAGCUGGAAGGAAAACUGGAGGCUACACUGAAGGGACAAUAAAUAUCUCUGGUUAUCCAAAGAAGCAAGAAACAUUUUCCCGUGUGUUUGGAUACUGUGAACAGUCAAACAUCCACUCUCCACACUUGACUGUGCUUGAGUCACUUCUGUUUUCUGCAUGGCUUCGAUUACCCUCAGAGAUCGACUCAAUGACAAGAAAGAUGUUUGUUGAGAAUGUGAUGGAGCUUUUGGAGCUUACAUCACUUCAAGAUGCACAUGUUGGACUUGCUGAGGAGAAUGGCCUUUCAAGUGAGCAAAGGAGGAGACUAACCAUUGCAGUGGAGCUUGUUGCUAAUCCUUCUAUCAUUUUCAUGGAUGAACCAACCUCAGGGCUUGAUGCUCGGGGUGCAGCAAUUGUGAUGAGGACUGUCAGGAACCUUGUCGACACCGGUAAAACCAUUGUCUGCACUAUCCACCAGCCAAGUAUUGACAUAUUUGAAUCCUUGGAUGAGCUUUUUCUACUGAACCAAGGAGGGGAGGAAAUAUAUGUUGGUCCAUUAGGAAGCCAUUCUUCUGAGCUUAUCAAAUACUUUGAGGUGAACCCUGGUGUCAAUAGGAUAAAAGAUGGGUAUAACCCUGCAACAUGGAUGUUGGAGGUGACCUCAACUGUCCAGGAGCAGAUGUCAGGGAUUGAUUUUUCUGAAAUAUACAAAAAAUCAGAACUAUAUCAAACGAAACCACAAGAUUUGUUUAAUUCCAUGGGCUCAAUGUACUCUGCCGUUCUAGUGCUCGGCAUUCAGAAUGCGUCUGGUAUAGAAUUUUUUUGA
Molecule: messenger RNA, 3138 nt
Organism: Oryza sativa Japonica Group (Japanese rice)
Lineage: Eukaryota; Viridiplantae; Streptophyta; Magnoliopsida; Poales; Poaceae
Product: ABC transporter G family member 37
Cellular component (GO): membrane
Molecular function (GO): ATP binding; ABC-type transporter activity; ATP hydrolysis activity
Source: RefSeq, a predicted model, not a curated record